AGAUUGACGCCAACCGAGCAGGAUGAAUAAUUGUGCAGCGCACUCCGCAUUUGUUAGCUGUUUUUCGAGACUUUCCUGUCCAUCAUUUCUUGCGUGAUGUGGGGUGGUGGUGAAAAUGAUGCAGCUACUUUGGAGAAUGAAGCCAUUGUCGAUGAAGAUAUAGUUGAUGAUGAAAUUAAUUUUGAUAGAGCUCUUCCGGGGCUUCACAAGUAUUUGGGAGGUGACUUCGUUGAAGUCACUGGUCGAACAUUUCUGGAGUCUGGAACUAAAGCUUGCAUGCCGGCCUUCUAUCGAUCUGGCGUGAUAUUGGUGCCCGGACAGUCUUUACCUGUCAAGCCGUACAGUUCAUACGAAUCCAGCCUUUUGUUGAAGAUUCAUCGGGACAAAAGACCUAUGACAUUUCUCCCGGGUUGCUUUGACCACGUAUCCUCCUUGGAUGAAAUGGUCGAUUUCGUCGGAACGACAGCAGAUCUUGUAGCUAUUAGUAUCCCAAGUGACAGCGAUGAGUCCACGAUACAUGCCAUUUUCGUCGGCAGACAACGGAUCUCAAUCAGCAAAGUCACUCGUGACGACUCCUUUUCUUUGGUCUGUCACGGUUCCAUUCUGCCUGAAUUGUCCACGAACCCGGAAAUGGCAUCUCAUCCUCUUGGCCACGGCCUCGUUCCUCGCUCUUGGUCGCGGUUCGGUAGUGAUCCGCGCACCACGCGCCCUAAAACUCAAAGCCACGAUCCGUUAGCAUCUGAGCCAGACGGCGUCGGUGUCAGCAGUGGCCCGAGUGGAAACAAACUUUCGCGGCGUUGGUCAUCGCGCGCCCGUCAAGAUUCUUCAUCCUCCGGUACAACUCAGACAAACCAUUGUUAUGUGCCUCCUGGUAAUCCGCUGUCCAUUUUCGAUUCUCGUGUGAGCACAUGGCGUCGGUACGGCCCUAUCAGUUCCGGUAGCCUCUCUUCUUCAUCUGGGAAUUCACCAGUCGAUCACUUCGACGGUGAUCCUCCGUCUUCUGAUCCCAUUGUCACCGAUCCUCAACAAGCAAGUCGUUCGGGACCCCCUCCAGCGAAGAGUUGCAAACCGUUGGAAGGAUUCGAUCCAGCUACUUCGACGUCAGCGGAAUCAGGCGUUGAAGCAAACGCUGUAAAUCAAGACGCUGUCACCGAAGAUGUUGAAUUGAUUAUGGAUAGAGCGGUGGAUAGAGUUGGUCGGCCAUUUAGAUAUCGAAUUCGUCAGCCUUGUCAUCCUCGCUUGCUUGCUCGUCGCGAUAUGCUUGCAGCAGUGGCCACCAGUUUUGCUCCUCUGCCUGUUUGGAUUUACAGGCAAUACGACUUGAAUUACCUGGUAACUGCGAUUCAAACAGAAUUACUUAGUUGGAACGAUACUUGGCAAGUGGAUCGCUUCCGCCCCGACUUGGCCGUUCCAUUCUCCUACUGGCUUGUCCAAAACCUCCCCAUGUCCGGACUCUUAAAGGCCCAUAUCCUCGGGAUCAAUCACGUUGUACCGCGACUAAGAGCGCUUUUGGAUGUCGUCCGACGCUCCGCUGCCUGCGUUUGCGUGUACUGCGAUUGGAACAUCACAUCCAACCGGUUCAUCAUCUGCUUAGCUCAAGAAGGCAGCUUCCAGACCUACGUCAAUCCAUCCGGAGUGCUUCACGACAUUGUCACGGUCAGUCAAGUCCUCCCGAACUCGGUCACCUUAGUGGGGCCUGCAUCCGAGGAGUACUCUUGGUUUCCUGGCUACAGUUGGACAAUUGCCAAUUGUUCGAACUGCUCACAUCAUCUCGGAUGGCUGUUCAACGCAGUCAAGGAGAACUUGCGCCCCGUUCGAUUCUGGGGGAUACGGCGCCAAGCGGUUGUCCCAGGCUUAAUAAAUUCCCCCGACUGGCGUCCAUGCAUAUGAAAUCGCGGUCUGAACAAUUUCUUCUAGUCAUCUCCGCGGACUUUAAACGGUCUUCCACCUCAGUCAUGUGGUGGUCAUCUUUAUUCUUCACAUGCGUUUUUUCGCUCCAUCCUGUGAAAUCCGCGAUCAUUUAGCUUGUAAUUUCUGGAAACCGUAGUUGUAUAUAUGAUCAUUUUGCUCCAGGACAAUCAUCACUGCUGCUGUUCUCCACUCUGCGGUACUCCCAUGCAAUCAUCAUCAUCAUCAUUGUUUUCAUCCGAUGCAAACUUGCCAUCCCAAAAAUACACUGAUCAGCUC
This is a messenger RNA of Dicrocoelium dendriticum, 2187 nucleotides long. NCBI's taxonomy places the organism in Eukaryota, Metazoa, Platyhelminthes, Trematoda, Plagiorchiida, Dicrocoeliidae. The record is from the annotation of a GenBank genome assembly.